Molecule: messenger RNA, 1152 nt
Organism: Aureobasidium vineae
Lineage: Eukaryota; Fungi; Ascomycota; Dothideomycetes; Dothideales; Saccotheciaceae
Source: the annotation of a GenBank genome assembly
AUGGCUCAAACCAGCACUUCUCAGCCAAAUCUUUGGAAGCCUCGGUAUGCGGCCAAGCAACAUCAGGAAAAACCACAGCCUGCUCAGCAGUUCACGCGAUCAAGGUCUCUGAGAGAGCCAUUCGACCCUGCAGAACUCACGCGCAAGUUGGAGAAUUAUCGUCAAGAACUCAAGCUGGAGAAGGCACGACGUGAGUUGGCGAACAAGAAGCUGGCAGAAAAAGCAGACAAGGCAGAAAAAUCCCUGGGCUCAGCACAACCGCCGCCAGCUCAAAAGGACGUCAGCAGUACAACAUCAGGAUUGAAUGCAGGUGCUGGAGUGAAGCGUGCACAAUCCGUGUCUGCACUCAAGAAUCUCUCGGUCAACGAACAACCCGAACGUAGAAGAUCCAUCAUCCACCGAAGCCGCAAACAAUCAGCCCAAGAAGACACUCCCAUCGAGCCCGCCAAGCCUUUCGUCCCUCGAGUGGCAGCCAAACAAUUCGCCAACACCACAACCCCUAUCAAGGAGAAGAGCGAAACAGCAAAAGCAUCCUCANNCACCAAGCACCAGAGCCCAAGCCUAAAGAAGUCAAAGCCAAANGUGAAAGACACAUCCAACAAGCACGUACUCGACUGGAAUGAGCCCUCUAUUCACACAAAGCCUGCUUCACCGCCUCCCCCUCAGCUCCUNGAAUUCCCCGAUGCAGAAAGAACUCAGGCACGCAUUCACGCUCUCCACGCCUUCCGCGACGCCUCCAAAACCGGCCGCCCAAGACCUCUCAGCACCGCACUAGAAAACAUGCGCGAAUGGGACGCUGUCGACAAUGUCUACUCCAAACAUGCAAUGCCCGUCCACGAAGAACCAGAAGCCACAUCUACAUAUGUCCCUCCCGCCUACCGCCCAGCCCUCAAAGCAGCAGAUCGCCAUGAUUGGGCUCAAGGCAGUCAGUGUGGUGACAGUGCAAGACAAUCCCUGCAUCUAUUCCGCAAGAAGGAUUCUGCGCAUGAGGAAGCAGAGAUGGCCGGUUUGAAGGCUAGCAUGAGACCAUCACCAAAGCCGAGACAGAAGAGUCAUGGUGAUGCUUCCGAUCGUCUUGUUGGUGAUGCUGUCAAGCAAAUUAGAGAGGAACGACGAAGAAGCAGUAUCCUGAACAUGUUUAGAAGGCAUUAG